AUGUCUCAAUCAGUGAAGAAAAAGUCAGCUGGAAGCAAGAAAGGUAAUAAUACCAGUGCUGCUGCUGCUGCUGCUGCUACUUCCAAUGAAGUCGAUGAUCACAGCAAAAAACUUAAUGGAGCUCGUGACUCCAAAAACAUUGGCCAAGAUGCCGCUUCCGCCAACUCCGAAGUUCAAUACUGGGCGGCAUUGGCUCUGGUGACACUUGUCGCUGUCUAUGUCCGAUUUGUUAAAUUGGGGACCCCUAACCAAGUCGUGUUUGAUGAAGUCCACUUUGGUAAAUUUGCCUCGUACUAUUUGGAAGGAACUUAUUUUUUUGACUUGCACCCGCCUUUUGCAAAGCUUUUGAUUGCGUUUGUCGGGUGGUUGAUUGGAUACAAGGGCAAGUUCAAAUUCGACGCAAUUGGCGAUUCGUAUAUUGAAAACAAUGUGCCUUACAUUGCCUAUAGAAGCUUGCUGGCGAUUCAAGGGACGGCAAUCAUUCCAGUCAUGUUCUUGACCAUGAAGACGUUGGGGUUCAGCCCCUUGGCUUGCUUAUUCUCCAGCAUCAUUGUUUGCUUUGACAAUGCUCAAGUCAUUGACAGCCGUUUGAUCCUUUUGGAUGCAACGUUGAUAUUGAGCGUCGCCUUGAGUAUUUUCAGCUACUGCAAAUUUUCAACCUUCAGAAGACAGCCAUUCACCCAAAACUGGUGGACCUGGCUCUUGGCAACUGGAGUUUCGUUGUCAUGCGUCAUCUCCACCAAAUAUGUCGGUGUUUUCACUUAUUUCACGCUCGGAAUUGCAGUUUGUCACGAGUUGUGGUACUUGCUUGAUUACAAAAAGGGUUUAACUUUGACCGAAUUUGGUAAGCAUUUUUUUGCCAGAUUCUGGGCUUUAAUCGUGGUUCCCUUCACCAUUUACUUGUACUGGUUCUACUUGCAUUUUGCAAUUUUAAAGAAAUCGGGACCAGGUGACGCAUUCAUGUCAUCCGAGUUUCAAGAGACAUUACUCGAAUCCCCCUUGGCCCAGCACUCAAAGGAAGUUCAGUACUACGACCAAAUCACCAUCAAGCACAAGGAAACUGGAGCAUUUUUGCACUCGCACAAGCAUGUUUACCCCUUGCGUUAUGAGAAUGGCAGGAUUUCUUCGAACCAGCAACAAGUUACAUGUGUUCAACACGAAGAUGCCCAAAGCGACCCAAACAACUUGUGGGAAAUUGUCCCCGUUCAGGCAGAAGAUGACAAUGUCAAGGGCAAAGAUGUUCACACCAAUGACAUUAUCAGAUUUAAACACGUUGGCACUGGUGGCUUUUUAUUGACACACGAUGUGGCAUCUCCGUUGAAGGCGACAAACGAAGAAUUCAUUGUCGUUUACAACGAGACUGCUAUAAGCAGGUACAAUGAGACUUUGUUCAGAUUGAGAUUGGACGUGCCGGGGUCGUCACCAAAGAAGCAAAACCAAAGAAAGCAGAUCAAGACUUUGGCAACCGAUUUGCGAGUGUUGCACAUGGACACGGUGGUUGCCAUGUGGACCCACGACGACGAGUUGUUGCCCGAGUGGGCAUUCAAACAUCAAGAAGUCAGUGGUAACAAGAAGAUCCAGGACAAGGACAAUGUGUGGACCUUUGACUCGAUCAAUUUGCAACCAACGGAUCCAAGAACCAGAUAUGUUCCUAAAAAAGUCAAGACGAUGCCCUUUUUGAAGAAAUGGUUGCAAUUGCAAAGAUUGAUGUUCCAUCACAACAACCAGUUGAGCUCGUCGCAUCCAUUUGCCUCACAGCCCGACUCCUGGCCACUUGCAAUGAGCGGAGUUUCGUUUUACAACAACAACGAAGAAAAGAAGCAGAUUUUCUUUAUCGGUAACGUUAUCGGCUUUUGGCUAGAGGUGUGUUUCUUGUCGAUAUACGUUGGUAUAAUCUUGGCUGAUCAGAUCACACGUCGUCGAAACUGCCACUUGCUCAACGACAGAGCCAGAUCAAGAUUGUACAACACCUUGGGAUUCUUGUUCAUUGGCUGGGCUGCGCACUAUUUCCCCUUUUACUUGAUGAAUCGUCAAAAAUUCUUGCACCAUUACCUUCCCGCUCACUUGAUUGCCGCAUUGUUUUCAGGAGGUUUGGUUGAAUUCGUGUGCACAGACAAUUCGACCGAUAGUGCCAAGUCAAAGGCCCAGUUGAAAAGGGUCAAGAUGGCCGUGAUUGUUGCUUUAGCCACCACCGGUAUUGUUUGGUUUUUCUUCUAUUUCAGUCCCAUCACUUACGGUGAUAUCACCUUGACUCCGGACGAAGUCAAGGCCAGACAAUGGUUGGACUUUAAACUACAUUACGCAAAAUAA
Lodderomyces beijingensis is the source of this 2310-nucleotide messenger RNA. Lineage: Eukaryota; Fungi; Ascomycota; Pichiomycetes; Serinales; Debaryomycetaceae. The record is from the annotation of a GenBank genome assembly.